GCUGCCCGGGACAAGGGUUUUCCAGAGGACUGCGAGUUUGUAAUUGAAGUACAAGGAGGUGGCGCCAUCUGCAGCAUCGAGGAAUUGGACGAGACUCUGCGCAAGAGAGAAAAGGAGGCAAAGCUGUACACGUUCAAGGUGGACCACUUUUAUGGCGGUGCGGCUACGAGCGCCGUCCAGCAGCAGCAGAGGCCUGUGGUGAUCCUAUACGGUGACCUCGGGGCACCGGGCUUCAGGAGCUUCCAUGAAGCUCUCGAGGAGCGAGCCAAGCGUAGGGAGAUCAGCUACGUCCUGCGCCACUUUGUCAGGACUCCCUGUGCGAGCAAGGUUCGUCUGUCUGGUUAUGGAGUGGAGCUGGCCAUUAAGAGCACAGAAUACAAGGCACAAGACGACACUAAGGUUAAAGAGGAAAAAAAUGUAGUGGACUCUGAAGAAGUUGAAAAAGUUGAAAACAUGGAAGGCUUUGACAUCAAGAAGCUAAAGGAGCUGUAUCCUGACAAGAAGGACCAGCUGAAUUUGCUCAAGGCCCACCUGACAAGCUCUGGAACUGAGCUGGCUGCCUUGAAGGUCUGGGAGCUUCAAGAGCUGAGCUUGCAGGCUGCACAGAAGAUCCUGCUUGCCCCUCCCGAGGAUGCCCUGCGCACCAUGAGAGACACCUCGCAGAACUUUCCCUCGCAGGCGCGCUCACUCGUGAACGUCGCCGUCAGCCCUGAGCUCAAGAAAGAGGUGGAAGACAACCAACAUUCAUUUGCCCACUCACUGAGCCUGGAGCCCACGGACGGGGCACUCUUCCUGAACGGCCUGUACUAUGAUGUGGAGGUCAUAGACCUCUUUACCCUGCUUCAAAGUCUCAAGCAGGAGACCCGCUUGCUCGAGGGCCUGCACAACAUCGGCGUCCCCAAAGACCUCAUUCCAGGCUUGGUGAAGGUGGACCUGGUGAACAACAAACAAGAGUAUGGAGUUGACAUCAGAGACUCUGCUGUUCAGUACAUCAAUGACAUCGAGACUGACUCUGUGUAUCGCACCUGGCCAAGCAGCGUCCAGGACAUGCUGCGGCCCACCUACCCUGGCAUGCUGAGGCAUGUGCGCAAGAACAUGUACAACCUGGUGGUCAUAGGCGAUCCUUCCAAGGACAAUGUCAAGGACAUCCUCAAGCUGGCAGAGUCAUUCUACAUCCAUCGGGCUCCUCUGAGGAUAGGCCUGGUGUUUGCCGUGAAUCCCAACAUGUCUGUGACUGGAAACGAGGAUGCAGGCGUGGCCAUGCUGAAUGCCUUCAACUUCAUCAGUCAGAACACUGUGCCAUAUGACGGAUUGUCUUUCAUUACUGAUGUAUAUGCAGUGGCCAAAGGUGGACCCAUUACAGCAGAGACAGUUAUCGCUCAGUUCAAGCUCAAGUUUCCCGGAGAAGACCUGGAGAUGGUUUUUGGAGAAGACUCAGACUACGACACUGGACGCAAGCUGGCUUGGGAGUUCAUCAACAAGACUGGGAUCACUGGCUCACCACAGGCACUCCUGAAUGGCGUAUUGCUGAAGCCAGGUCACUUGAAUGCCGACAUGUUUGAGGAAGGUGUCCUGACUGAGAUUAUGAAGCAGACCCCUAUGAUCCAGAAGAGCGUCUACAAGGGGGAGUUGAACGAUUCCAAGAAUGUACUGGACUUCCUGAUGGAACAGCCAAACAUCAUGCCUCGGCUGAACCAGCGAGUCCUUGCACCAGGAACCAACUUUGUGGAUCUCACUGGGCGUGUCGUUGUAGGGCUGACUCCCGACGACUUUGCAUCGCUCUCUCCUCCUGACAUGGGUGCCACAUUUGCAUCGCAGGUUCUUUACGUACUCCCUAAAGACCGGACGCGGUACUACCCACUGACUGCCUGGGUGGUAGGAGACUUCGACACACCAGAGGGACGACACCUGCUGCGUAGUGCCAUGGAACAUCUGGACAGCACCAAUGACAUGCGCUUCGGUGUCAUUUUCAACCCCGGCGAAUCAAGUGCCGCAAAUGGCGAAUCUGUAAAUAAGGUUAUUUGGACGGCACUCGAGUCACUGCCAGCACUGGAGGCCAUUGGGUUCCUGCGAAAACUGCUCUCGGAGAAGAACUACGCUGAAUUUGCUGCUGGCCGAAAGAAGGCUUUCGAGUUCCUUUCACCCAUGUUCAUAUCAACUGGCACUCAACCGUGUUCUCGUUGGAUGCAACUUCUUCGCGACGUGGUCCGAGUGUGCCAGCUUCUCGCUUGCCUUGGUUAUUUCUUGUCUACUGCUUGCACAACAUGCUGGAUUCCUCUUGCUCCGACCAACAACCUCUUUCUCCUGGCAGAUAAGAACAUCCGGCAUCGAGCCUGCGCCCUUCAGGACGCAGCCAAUGCGCUCGUCGACACCGAGCUCGACUGGGGCUUCGAGAAGAUCUGCCAGGACAUCGUCCAGGCUCGCAAGGAAAGAGGAGAGGAGUCAGUGCCUUAUGUACCGAAGAACUACCAUGUCGCUCCGCGACCCGCGCCGGUGACCUCAGACGCCCCAGUACCUGAUUUGCCACACGUCGAGGCGUCCAACGAAGAGGGAGGCCCGAAGAGGUACAGCCGAAGGCUUAGGGGAUUGGUGGUCGCAAGCGACGAAGAGGACGCGACGGAAAACGGCGCAGCCGAGGCAACUCGGGAAGACAAGACCGAAAAUCCUCCUUCCGCGCAGACAACUGCCACUCGGGAUGCCACGGCAGACGUUCCCGACGCAUCAACGCCGGAUAGCCAGUCAUCAUCCAAGCCUUCGUCGUCUAGCAAGGGAGGGGAGGCGUCUGGCGGCGAACGGCGGGCAUACCCCGUGGUGCGCCGGCGCAAGUCGCUGUGGUUUGGCAGCUACCGUCGCCACGUGCUGCGGCAUGCCGCCUCUGCUGCUGCUGCUCCGCCCGGCCACAGAAAGACGCCCGCUGUGAUCGACAAGGUCUCAUCUAGAAGUUCGGCAAAGCGGCGGCGGUCGUCGUCGGACGGAGCGGGAAAGAACUGCGACUCGACGCUACCGGUCGCCAAGAUUGUGGCGAAGGACAGGUCGCCAUCGAUGGAAACCCGGCAGACAGCUGCUCCUACACGGUCAAAGGAAGCUAGUCCCGGCUCAGCUGAGUCGAGCAAAGCACAACAGGAAAAGGUGGCACAAGCACAGGGAAGUCAAACUGGUGAGGUAACUGAGGAUGCAUCCUCCGUUGAAG
Rhipicephalus sanguineus (brown dog tick) is the source of this 3190-nucleotide messenger RNA. Its product is annotated as UDP-glucose:glycoprotein glucosyltransferase 1-like. Gene Ontology annotation, cellular component: endoplasmic reticulum. NCBI's taxonomy places the organism in Eukaryota, Metazoa, Arthropoda, Arachnida, Ixodida, Ixodidae. The record is from RefSeq and is a predicted model, not a curated record. Gene Ontology annotation, molecular function: UDP-glucose:glycoprotein glucosyltransferase activity.